GGAGGAAGCAUUGCACGCACCAUUGUUUUUCGCGCGUGCGAGCCUCGCACCGCUGGCAAGAGCCGCACGCUCAGCCUGAUGCUGCAGGGCCGAGGCCAGCUUGAUCCCGCGUUCAGGGCCGCCAGGGCCCCUGUUGAAGCGAUGGCUGCGGCCCUCUGGCAGACGUGGCUGCCGAAGCACGUUUUAGCCACCGUGUGCACGUGGGCCAGUCAGCACGUCCUGACCUGGGCCCAUGUCAAGGGACCUGGAGGCGCCUCGGUGCUGACCCUCGCGCGCCUCGGUUGGACGCUGCACGAGUUUCCUGCUUGGCGCUCCCACAAGGGGGUGCUCAUCGAUUUCUCGCAGCUGUGUCCUCGCACGAUUUUGAAGCUCGUCGACCAGGCGGUCGAAGCUUGGCAGUGGUCUCAGGUCGCCGCGGGCGAGGGCUUAGAGCAUUUGCGCGCCGGGUGCAAUUUGGCCCUCUUGCGGCGCCUCACCUCCCGAGGUAGACCCCCUCGUUCCCUGGCUGACGUGUACCGCACGCUCCAGGUGAGCGAGAGAGCCUACCUCCGAAGCGUCAUCGUCAACGGGCAGUGGCCCAUGGUUCGGAAAGCCGCAGUCGGUAAUUCAGCUUCGGCAGCUUGUUUAAAAUGCCAGGCGCCUCGAGGUUCGCUCUGGCAUCGCCACCUCUUGUGCAGCACGUCGUGGCCUAACCUAGAGAUGCCGUCUGCCGUCGCCAACCUUGUGCCGCGGGAAGAUAUACCGCCGGUCGUCGUGCUUGUGGAAAGGUGUCUCUGGCCUCUUCCGCUCCACGCCUUCCAACCUCCCCAGGACGAGCACGUCACUUGGGUCCGUGGCUCGGGGAUUGUUGAAGGGCCCAGCGUUUAUGUGGACGGCGCGGCUUUUGAAUCCCAGUUCCCCGAUUUGUGCGUUUGUGGAUGGGCGCUCGUGUCCAUCGGAGAUGGCCCCGGCACCCCCCAGCAGCGCGAGAAUGCCAAGGUCGCUGGCCUCUUGUGCGAGCCCGUCCCUGAUAUCGACGGGGCCGAGCUUCCCGCCAUCAUACAUGUUCUGAUUUUCUCUAUGCCUCCUAUCCACGUUUAUUCGGAUUCCGAUUUUGUCGCCAAGGGGAUCCUGGAGAGGGGCGAGGCCGCCACCACCCACCCCAAGGCGGCUUGGGCCCACCUGUGGAGGAGGUUUUGGAGGCUUUUAGACGAGUUCGGGGGCUUGGGCCCCCUGGGCUCGUUGGUCUCGAAAAUCAAAGCUCAUGCGACCGUCGCCGACGUCCAGGCAGGCCGCGUGCGAGACAUCGACCGCGCUGGUAAUGGCAUGGCCGACGAGGCGGCCAAGGAGGCCGUGCGGCCCCACCGCGCGCCGCCCGCCCUGCUCUCUCGCUUCCAGCAAUGCGAUCAGUUUGUGCUGGGAGUCGGGCUCUGGAUUGCUAUGGCUGGAGCCGUGGCUGCCGACCAUGACGCCAGUCAUAAGAGGACUUUCAAGCGCUCUGUCCCCACCCUCCAGUUGUACGAACCCAAAGUUGUGCACUCGGUGGUGUCUGCGGGCGGUGCCGCGUGGUGCCGUGUCUGUCGGUGUGCGGGGGUUACACCUGGAGGAGAGUGCGGGGGGAGCGUCCUCCCGAGGGCCGUCGCGGCGUCGCGGGCUCUUGCUGCUGACGGCCACCGACCGCACAGGCUCCUCGAAGUGACCCUCUCCUCUGGUACCUUUGCCCCGUCCCACCCCGUCGUGGUUUGUGAAGCCUGUGGGUACGGUGCCAGUAAUCGGAUCUUGGCCCCGCUCCUCGCCCCUUGCAAUGGCAAGCCCAGCGAGCACGGAGGUCGUACCCUUAAGCAGCUGAUCCAAGGUUUCAUGCCUGGGUCCCGGAAGGCUGCCACCUGCUCGACCAGGCGUGUUGAGUUAACGUAAUUUGUUUGUUUUUCUCUCGAUUGGCGUUCAUGGAUGACCAUGUUCUUCUGCAGAACCUUGAGGAGG
Messenger RNA from Prorocentrum cordatum, 1962 nucleotides. The record is from the annotation of a GenBank genome assembly. NCBI's taxonomy places the organism in Eukaryota, Dinophyceae, Prorocentrales, Prorocentraceae.